GUGUGUUUAGAGGUGUAAAGCUGCGCAGCUAAUGCUCGCAGGGUCCUCCACAACACGACGUAGCCUUCAAACAGGAAGUCAGUCGUUGUUUGUCGCGUUUUCUUUCAGUCUACUCUUAUUCCAUUAAAAUCGGAAACAUGUUGGCUAUGUUUAAGAACAUUCCUACACACAUGGAUUACAAAGGCCAGAAGCUAGCUGAGCAGAUUUUCCAGGGAAUAAUUCUCAUCUCAGCGAUGAUUGGAUUCGUGUAUGGUCUGAUCAUCGAACAGUUUGGGUGGACGGUGUACAUUGUACUGGCUGGUUUUGCAGUGUCCUGUGUGAUGACGCUUCCUCCAUGGCCGAUGUACAGACAGAAUCCUCUGUCCUGGCAGCCAGCCUUACCAGAGAUCUGUGGAGAACCCAGCCAAAAACCUCAGGAAAGCCUCAAGAAGAAGAAGCACAAAUAACUCUGAACAACCCCCACCUGCCUGCUUGUUGAUACAUUCUUUUAUAUUCAAGUUAUUCUGAAUUCAGUCUCAGUUCACAUCUGAAGCAUCUGUGAAGUAACAUUUGUUAGUGUUUGAGGGAAUACAAAAAAUAAUAAACAUCUGAUACUGCAUUUUUUAAA
Messenger RNA from Notolabrus celidotus (New Zealand spotty), 607 nucleotides. It is a transcript of the gene spcs1, whose product is annotated as signal peptidase complex subunit 1. The coding region runs from base 138 to 446 and encodes 102 amino acids. The transcript is spliced from 4 exons. Lineage: Eukaryota; Metazoa; Chordata; Actinopteri; Labriformes; Labridae. Gene Ontology annotation, cellular component: endoplasmic reticulum membrane; signal peptidase complex. The record is from RefSeq and is a predicted model, not a curated record. Gene Ontology annotation, biological process: protein targeting to ER.